ACGAAGAAGACAUUGAGCUGUGUAAAUAAACAAAUAUAAGAAUGUAGAAGUGACAAUCUGAGGGAGAAGAGAGAGAGGCUGGUAAUGGGAGUAGGAGAAAGUAAGGAGUGGGAGUAAGAAGGAGGAAAGCGAAAGGCGAGUUGUGAAGUUGUGAGAGAAUGAAUGGUAAAAAGCAAAAGAGAAAUAGAAAAGGUAUCAGUGAGAAGUUAAAAGAAAGACUAUAAAAGAAACAAGAAAAGCAAAACAUGAAGAAAACAUUGUCUUCGGAAAGUAAAGUUUAGAAUAUUUUUUGAAAGAAUAGGUUAGGAAACAAACUCUAAGAACGAAAAGUUGUUCUCAUUUUUUGCUAUAAAAUCCUUGGUGGAGUUGAAUUUUUAAAUUUACUGAAGAGAAAUAAAAAGAAUAAGAAUUAUUAUUAUUUGAAAAAUACAAAGAAAUUCAAGACGAAGAAAAUAGUUGAUGAAGAGUUAUAGAGGAGAAAGAGAAAGAAACAGUAAUACGAUAUCUCAUAAUAAUAAUCUCAAGUGGAUUUAAUGACCAUAAAUAACAGACUAAAGGAUUCUUAUUAUAUUCGAGGAGUUAACAUUAAUAAGGAAGUCCUCGCCAUCACCAAUCUAUAAAUAAUGCUGCAAGCUGUUUUGCUGUCAUGCGAAGGUUACUGAACAGAUCUAAAAUCAAAUGUCCGUUGUUGUUGGUCUGCCUCGGAAUAGUUUUUCUGUUUGUUGUACAUUCAACUAUAACAAACAAUAUAUUCAACUUUGAUACAGGUAGACAUUUGGAUUACGAGAAAACUGCACAGAUUCCUUAUGAUCUCGCUUAUCAUGUUCAAAAAGAAUACAUUUAUAAGAAAACUUUGAAUAAUGAUUUCCAAAAGACAUUAGCUUCUCGUACUGCUGGGAGAAAUGGAAGUAAUGUGAACAUAAAAUAUGAUCACACUCUACAAAAUAUCUCAGGACUGAACAUUACAACAAAAAAAGGUAUUCUUCUUCUAGUUCAGUCCAGUGAUAAUGCCAUUAGAAAUACCUUGGAUUCAUUAGUCGAUGAUGAUACAAAUACUGUAGUUCUGGAUAAUAAGAAUGUCAGUGCCGUUGCUAAGAGUCAGAGCAACAUUUCAUUGGCACGAUAUAUUACCAGUAAAAUUGUCAGUGUGGAGCAAACCACGUCUAGUUCUAGAACUUCUGAAAGUCUUUUUAAAAAGAUAAAUAUUUCAUCAGUGAACUCGACACUUUCAAGUAAAACUAUUACCCAGAAAAUAUUUUUAAAUCCAACAACAGUUUCAAUACCAAAAAUUUAUAAUCCUCAUCCAUUUUAUUUCCGACUAGAUGCAAAUGAGUUGUGUUCUAGAAGAGAUCCACCAUUCCUUUUGAUUGUAGUACCAAGUAUUCAUGACCAUAUGGAUAUCCGCAAUGCUAUCCGACAAACGUGGGCUAGCGUGGCUAAAGGUCAUGUUUGGCCUGGUCGAGAAGUUCAAGAAACAGUCAAAGUAGCUUUUUUAUUGGGACUUCAUCAAUUUCCUGAACGCGAAAGUCUAUUAAUCGCCGAGAGUAAAAAAUAUGGUGAUAUAAUUCAAGAGAAUUUUAUCGACUCUUAUUAUAAUUUGUCUAUUAAAAUAUUAAUGGCUAUGAAAUGGGCCAGUCAUUAUUGUCCUGGUGUAAAUUACAUCCUUAAAGCAGACGAGGACACCUUCGUAAACAUUCCUAUGUUAGUGGAGAUCUUGCGCCAACCAGAAAUGCCUCGACACAGCAUUAUGGGUCGGAUAAUGCCCGAGUCCAAGGUUUACAGGUUUGGAAGAUGGAAGGUUGAUAAAAAAAUAUACGACAAAAAGGUAUAUCCCCCUUAUGCAGCAGGAAACACCUACAUUAUACCUGGAAGCAUUGCUCGAAAGCUAUUCAUAGCAUCCAAGUACCAUGUGUAUCUGCACGUAGAAGAUGCCUUUAUAACUGGUGUAUUGGCACAGUCAAUUGGUGCAAGCCAUUUUGACAUACCUGGUUUCACAUUUCAAACUGAUGAUGCACCAGAGGCUUGCGAUUUCAUUAUGGAUUUUAAAAUAUCUGGUACAAAAGCCAACAUGGGAUUGAUAAGGCACAUAUGGUCCCAAAUUAAGAAACAGAAAGACUGUGAAGAAUAGCUGUAACUUCGCACACACAGACACACAUAUACGUACAUACAUGUGUGUGUGCAUGUGUGUGAAGUUAUAUGUAACAUACAUACAUACACACACACCAUAUAUAUGGAUGAGUAUUCGCGCGCGCACACACACACAAAUGAGCCCUCUGUUUCUUUCUCCCUCUUUCUGUCUCACUCUUCACCUUAUCCUCUUUUUCUCUUUCCUUUUCUUUCUUCUCUCUUACCCUUCAACUAAUCACGAAAAAGUUUUACUGACGGGCUAAGUAACGGAAUGGCAAGCAGAAGAUAUGACAGUAAUAUUGUUUCUUGUCUGAAAAAAAUUGGUUAUUGCGUGUGUGUGUAUGUGUGUAUGUAUGUAUGUAUGUAUGUAUGUAUGUAUGUAUGUAUGUAUGCAUGUAUGUAUGUGUGUGUGUGUGUUUCACUUGUUUCAGUCAUUUGGGGCACUGCCUCGAAGCAUUUUAGUCGAAAGAACCAACACCAAUACUUAUUUUUUAAAACUCUGGUACUUAUUCUAUCGGUCUCUUUUGUAGUAUUUUACCAUAUAAUAUAUUGUAUUAUAUAUAUAGGCGCAGGUGUGGCUGUGGUAAAAAAUCUGCUUUCCAACCAAAUGAUUCUGAGUUCGCUCUCACUGCGUGGCACUUUGGGCAAGGGUCGCCUUGUGAAUUGAGUUGGUAGAUGGAAACUGAAAGAAGCUUUUCGGAUGUAUACAUACAUACAUUCAUACACGCACGCGCGCACACACACACACACACACACACACACACACACACAUGGAUGAGAUGUCUUUGUGCCUGCGUUUGUUCCUCACCACCGCUUGACAACUGGUGCUCUUGUGUUUCCGUCCCCGUAACUUAGCACUUCGACAAAUUAGACCGAUAGAAUAAUUACCAGGCUUUUAAAAAAUAAGGACUAAAAAUCAAAUGACUGAAAGAAGUGAAA
This is a messenger RNA of Octopus bimaculoides (California two-spot octopus), 3066 nucleotides long. RefSeq lists its product as uncharacterized. Gene Ontology annotation, cellular component: Golgi membrane. The record is from RefSeq and is a predicted model, not a curated record. NCBI's taxonomy places the organism in Eukaryota, Metazoa, Mollusca, Cephalopoda, Octopoda, Octopodidae. Gene Ontology annotation, molecular function: hexosyltransferase activity. Gene Ontology annotation, biological process: protein O-linked glycosylation.